CUCUUUCCCACUUACAACUUCGACUUUGUCCCAUAAUUACCGUUUAUUCCUUCACAGCAACCUGUCGCGUUAUUUUGUUUGGGGGAACCUCUUUCAGCAGCAAGUGUCUGGGCGAAGUUCCGCAAGCUGAAGCUCGCAGCAACUGCUACUCAGAUUCACGAACAAGCACACGAUCUCUCCAACCACCGCCUUCUCUCCACCGUCAAGAUGGAUAACCUUCUUCCCAACCUCCUCUCAUUCCCUCCCCAUCCGCCGCCUCCAAAUCCCAUUUCAGAUUACGCCUAUGAUCAAGGCAUUCGAGAGCAGAUCGAUUAUGUGCGAAAGCUAGCCGACAGCAAGCUCCUUCAGCAAACCUCGGGUGGUGAGAAUGUUUUAGACGUCAUCAAUCCCGCCUUGAACACUGUCCCAUACACUUUUAUCCUACUUGCCAAUAUCUCAGCGCUGAAGAAGGGCACAAAAGGUGUGGACAUGGAGAAGAUAUGGGGGAAGAUGACUACAUUUCUUGGCACAUUCGAUCCCCGACAGAUCAGAUAUCUUGGUGACCAGCUGUCGGACAUUUUAGAGGCAGUUGCGAGCAUUGCGGUCACAAACAGACAGCCUUGGGUUGCCCUUGCGCCCAUUAGAGAGGCUCUUCUGAGACUGGACCCGACAGGAACCAUACUCACUACUUCUCAUUUGGCCUUGGUGAGGUUGGCCUUGGAUUCACACAGCUACAAUCCUGUUGUACCAGUGAUUGAGAAGCUCAUUCUCUAUUUCCCCGGAACCACCAACCAACCGAGGCCAAAAUACAUUUGCGACAUGAGCCUCAAUCCAAUGCAAUACAUUACACCAGCUUCUGGCCUUACACAGAAGCUCAAGUAUCAAGAUGUUUUGGAGUAUUUCUUGUACAGUGGAAUGGUCUUUAUUGGCCUGAGAAACUGGGAAGGCGCCUUGCAAUGCUUGGAGAAUGCUGUCACCUAUCCUGCGAAGGAGGGAUCCGUAAGCAAGAUUAUGGCGGAAGCCUACAAGAAAUGGGUUCUCGUUGGUCUCUUGCAGGAGGGCAAACUGCUCAACUUACCCAGAUCGACGAGCUCCAACGCGGCAAAGCAGUAUCACACCCUCGCCAAGCCGUACGAGACCUUCGCGCAAAUCUUUGAGAGCGGCACAGCUUCGAGACUCAAGGCUGAAGCAGAUCAAGGCUUAACUGUCUGGCAAAAUGAUUGCAAUACUGGCUUGGUCCUCCACGUUCUGGCAGCAUACCAAAAAUUCCAGAUUAGGAACUUGGCCAAUAUUUACAGCAAAAUCUCCAUCCCAGAAAUUGUCGGCCAGACCAUGAGCGCCGAGACGGGAAACAAGUUGCCAUCACCUCAAGCCGGAGAGAAACUUGUCCAGGAAAUGAUCAACCAGGGCGAAUUACAUGCCACUAUGAGCACCUCACCAGGCCAACCUUCCGUAGUCACAUUUGCUGUUAGUGGACCGGUUUUGACAGAAGUUGAGAUGCAGACAGAGUUGGGAGCAGCAACUGAGCGUAUUCAUGCCUUAACUAAGGAGAUCAAGCAGACGGAUCGGAUGCUGACCCACGACAAGGACUACAUCAAGUUCAUACAGAAGCAAAGGAAGAACGCCAGACAAGGUAGCACGGGAGAUCAGGGUAUUUCGGGACCAGAUAUGGACUGGGGCGGUGAUGUCGAGGAUGAGGAUAUCAUGGGCGGCCUCUACUGAAUUCCUCACCGAAAUGGAAACAUGCGAAACGAAAAGUCAUGAUAAAUGAAGGUGUGCGCCGGACUGGCGGCGUGUCAACCAGGAAGAAAGGAAUGUAUUCUGAAAUGAAGGAGGCUUGCUCUGUCUCAGCAUGGGACUAGCUUUUCUCAUGAAUGAGAGCAGGCGUACUGCAUGGGCCGGUGGACUGGCUGCAUUCGAGAGGCUGGCGUCGAUAAGGUUUGAUUCUAUGGUAGAAGCAAAUCAUAAAAGACGAGACCGAUUUUCAGCGAUAACAUUGCCAGAAUAGAACGCAAUAAAUGAGCUUCCCCAG
Hyaloscypha bicolor E is the source of this 2011-nucleotide messenger RNA. RefSeq lists its product as uncharacterized. Gene Ontology annotation, cellular component: COP9 signalosome. Lineage: Eukaryota; Fungi; Ascomycota; Leotiomycetes; Helotiales; Hyaloscyphaceae. The transcript has 3 exons. Gene Ontology annotation, biological process: ubiquitin-dependent protein catabolic process. The record is from RefSeq and is a predicted model, not a curated record. Bases 208 to 1701 code for a protein of 497 amino acids.